AUGUCACGAAGAGCCAGCCACCUUGAGGAUGACAAUCUCCGAGUGGAGACAGGACGAGCCUUUCUUCAUGAUGAUGAUGGUGGUGGUGGUGGUGGUGGCGAAGAACCAACUGGUCCGACUGCUUAUUACAAUCAAGAAGAUGAAACACACAUGAAGAAACAACGACUACGACAAUUCUUCACCUAUUUAUGGAUUGGAAUUUCUGCGUUCAUGGUUCUUGCUUUAUUUACAGUGUUGGUGGUUCUUAUUGUUUAUAAUGUAAAGAAUCCAUUAAAACCACCCAUUCACGAGACGCCACUUAAUUCGACAGUGAUUCUUGUGUCCAUUGAUGGAUUCCGAGCACAAUAUUUGACACAAUGUAUGGCACAGAAUUAUUGUGAAAAUUUGAAACAGUUAGUGAGGAGUGGAGUGUCAAGUUCGAAAGGAUUUAAACCAAUCUUUCCAUCAAAGACAUUUCCGAAUCAUUAUUCGAUUGUGACAGGAUUGCAUGCAGAGUCUCAUGGAAUUGUUUCGAAUACUUUCUUCGAUCAUUCUUUCAAUGCAGUUUUCAAAUUAGGAAGUGACGAAUCAUUCAAACCAAGAUGGUGGCUCGGAGAACCCAUAUGGAAUACUGCUGAAAAACAAGGAGUCAUUUCUGGAUCAUUCUUUUGGCCUGGAUCCGAUGUGGCCAUUCAAGGACGAUAUCCUACCUAUUAUAAAGUAUACGAUGGAUCUGUUCCGUAUUCGAAUAGAAUUAACACAUUACUGAGCUGGUUGGAUGGAAAGGAAAAAGUUCCACAAUUAUUAUUGACCUACUUUGAAGGAGUGGAUUCGAGUGGACAUUCUUAUGGACCUGACUCGAAUAAUGUCAUUAAUGCUAUUCGUGAAGUAGAUGAAAGCAUUGGAUUAUUAAUGAAUGGCCUCGAACAACGAAAUGUCUCUCAAAACGUUGAUCUUCUCAUUGUGAGUGAUCAUGGCAUGGCAACAACACCUUCUUCGAAAAUUAUUCGAGUUUCUGAUAUUUUAGGACGUGACAUUAUUGAUGGCACCAAAGUGAAGAAUUUCAAUAAUGGACCAUUUUUUGAUUUUUAUUUUCAAGAUGCGUCACAAAUUGACACCAUUUAUGGAGAAUUGACAACUUCGAUUGCAAAUAGUGCCACAUUUUCAGAUGGAAUUCAGGGUGUUUAUACGAAACAAAAUAUGCCUUCUCGUUUUCACUAUGCCAACUCGAAUCGAAUUGCUGAUAUUAUUAUUUUAGGAAAAGUUGGAUAUUCCAUUUUGAGAUCAUCCUCGAGUUUAUUGUAUGGAAAUGGAAAUCAUGGUUAUGACAAUGAAGAGCAAGAUAUGAGAGGUCUAUUCAUUGCCAAAGGACCUCAUUUUAAAGAAGGAUAUGUUUCUUCUGAUAUAUUCGACAAUCUUGAUGUGUAUCCUUUGAUGUGUGAAAUUUUGAAAAUCAAACCAGCACCAAAUAAUGGAACCCUUACAACAAUUUCACAAUUUUUGAAAAGUCCAAAGACACAGAAUUGA
Messenger RNA from Naegleria fowleri, 1506 nucleotides. RefSeq lists its product as uncharacterized. The transcript has 3 exons. Lineage: Eukaryota; Heterolobosea; Eutetramitea; Acrasida; Naegleriidae. Bases 1 to 1506 code for a protein of 501 amino acids. The record is from RefSeq and is a predicted model, not a curated record.